ACCGUACAGUUUGGUCAGAGGGGGUUCCGCUUCUGAAGCACAAGAAUCUAUGUCUUCGGGGUCUGAUGUCCGUUAUUCAACUGCACAGAAACAGAGGAGAAACUCUGAAGACGACGGCGUUCCGUUUAGCUCAACAUCUACAAGUAGUGACCAAACUUCAGGUUUUCCUCCAACGGUUGAACGCUCCUAUAAAAUCAAUAGUGUUUUUGCCAAUCGAAUAGCCGAACUGAAAAAUAAUUUAGAGCGCCAUCUUGAGACCACAACGAAUCUCCUAGUUACACUCCAAGGUAUUGAUAUCGAGGAGCUAGAAGAUAACCAGCGAUUCAUAAAAUGUGCCACGAAAUUUUUGCCUUCCUUCAGUUACAGUCGACAGUUAAAUGAAGACAACGAAAAGCAAAAUGAAACAACAAAUUCAACUGCAUUAUCGACAUCUAAUUCACAUGAAAACCAUUCAAUUUGUUCAAGUCAAACUUGUCGACAUGAAGAACCGCGAAUAAACAUCAACGACAAUUUCACAUCCACUACACAGAGCACAACACGAUUAAGCAGCCCACAGCGGGAUCAAAAUCAAACAACAAUGGCAUCGAAUGUAUCUUCUCCUACUACUUCAACGAUUACGACGGCGACAAGUGCAACGAGAUCGGGGCAAUUUUUUCCGCCUAGGCCAAAUUUCCCCGCUCGUCCGGACUUUCCACCACGUCCAAAUUUUCCUCCUCGUCCAAAUUCCCCCCCGCGACCCAAUUUCCCACCCGAAGGACGGAGUUCUCCUCUUACAAACGUCGAAAAGGAUAAUUUGGAAAAAAUAGGAGACACACCAGUUCGUGCAGAAGAGUCACUCAAAGUUUUCCGGGAGCAUUUGUCUAUCGAGGACUACAUGAGAUUAAUGGAAAAUCGACCUCAGUUACCGCCAUCCUCAGGUUCACAAACACCCCCCUUUAGAGGUAAAAGAAAACAACGAUCGUUGUCAAAACCAUGCGGCUCGUAUGAGAGUUGCCUUCACAUCUUGACCUCAUUAAAAAGAAUGGAAAAAGUAGACAUUUCUCGUUCAGCAUACCUCGAAAUUGAUACAUAAAAAA
Messenger RNA from Lytechinus pictus (painted urchin), 1076 nucleotides. RefSeq lists its product as uncharacterized. Bases 50 to 1072 code for a protein of 340 amino acids. The transcript has 4 exons. The record is from RefSeq and is a predicted model, not a curated record. NCBI's taxonomy places the organism in Eukaryota, Metazoa, Echinodermata, Echinoidea, Temnopleuroida, Toxopneustidae.